Molecule: messenger RNA, 446 nt
Organism: Tilletiaria anomala UBC 951
Lineage: Eukaryota; Fungi; Basidiomycota; Exobasidiomycetes; Georgefischeriales; Tilletiariaceae
Exons: 1
Coding region: 210-422 (70 amino acids)
Source: RefSeq, a predicted model, not a curated record
CAAAUAGGCAUCAGAUCCAACAGUAACCCUAUAUACGUCUGUAUCACCGAUCAUCGAUCAUUGAUCAUCGCGGGUCUCGUCAGCGCCUCGCCCUCGUCCGCGUUCAGCAGCACCCGAAGCAGUUCCAACCUGAGAUGUGCGUCGUACCUUUCUUGGGCGACUUGUUCGUAUUAUGCAAGGCUCAUUGCCAACGAACUAAUAUUUGCCACAUGCCUACGGCACUUUCAGCGCUCACACGCUCUCACAUACGCCUCCCGCUCCACCGCCUAACAUCCUUCACCUGUUUAUGUACAUUUAUUCAUCAAGAAUCCCCGAUCGGCGUUCUCAAGCGACCCUUCCUUUCUUCCUUCGAACAAAAUCAGAGGCACUCCGCCAUCUGGGGUCCCGCAACUCGCACACCGUUCGGCGGUGUGUGUGUAUAGGCAUGACGCCGAGAUCGCUGCUUG